Messenger RNA from Aplysia californica (California sea hare), 5936 nucleotides. RefSeq names its product von Willebrand factor A domain-containing protein 3A. The record is from RefSeq and is a predicted model, not a curated record. The transcript is spliced from 35 exons. NCBI's taxonomy places the organism in Eukaryota, Metazoa, Mollusca, Gastropoda, Aplysiida, Aplysiidae. Bases 121 to 4035 code for a protein of 1304 amino acids.
UUUCUUCACUGCAGAGUAGCAUUCCAUAUGGCAACAAGACAACAGCAACAAGAUGGCGGCGUAGUGAGAGCUGUAAAACAACUGUUUGUAUUAGGUUUAUGAAUAUACCACGAUUGGAAAAUGGAUAUUUUCGGUUCAAUGUUCUCUAGGCGUUUGAAAAAAGACCCAGCUGACGAUUCAGGAGAAGAAAAAGAAAAGGCUGAUAAAAAGGAAAGACCUCUACCUGGAGAUGCCUCCAUGAGAUUUGAUAUAAACAUAGAGGAAGGGGAAGCUGUCCUGGAUAAAACUGACAAUGAUGAUGAUGAUGUGGACUUGUCUGUUGACGAAGACUUGGAGGAAGAGGAUCUAGAUGAAGUCAUUGGAGACUCUGAUGAUGAAAGAGAAAAACGCUGGAGACCACCAACCAUUAAGAAUGCCAGACCUCCACAUCCUCUGACUGUCACACAUGUAAAACAAACCCUAGACCUACAGAGACUUCAAGACAUAGCAUCUGCAGCCAAUGCUGAGAACCAGCAUUCUGAGGAAUGGCUUCAGACCCACAGCAUUGCUUAUCUAAAACUGAGUUUAAAUGAUUUGGUGGACAAAGGGAAGAUUGGCCGUCUCCAUCCUGAUCAACAAACUGGAAAGGUCACUCAGCAUAUCCAGUUUGAUGCAUAUGAUGUCAAUGAAUUUGAAUACAAGCUCAAUGUUGCCAUCGAGUUAUACACCAAAAGAAUCAAGUGGCUCCUUCAAGGAAGUAAAAGAAUUUUUGGUCAUUUGAUGGGAAAGAGAGUUGCUAUCUGCGUUGAUACGUCUGAUGCCAACAUGGGGUUUGGAAGGCAAACAGCUUUUCAAGAGUCUCUAUUGCACUUGAUUGAUGAGCAGCUCACAAGUAAAACAGGAAUAUACCUGGUCAGUUUUGGCACAGAAAUGGCACCACUAUGGCCUGUUGUCAGGGAUGUGAACUAUCACUUGAUGGAAGAAGCCAAAAUUUGGGCCUCUCAAUUGCGAAGCACCGGGGGCACCAACCUGCUCAAAGCAAUGAAACAUGUCAUGAAAUUGCCAGACGUUGACACAGUUGUCCUGGUCUUGGGAAGCGUGCCCGACCAGCCCUCAGAACUGUUAUGUGACUACAUCUAUCAGAUGGGAGUAGGGAAAGGGGUCACCCUGCACACUGUGGCCUAUGACUGCAGCAACAACCAGACCAAUGUGACACUGAAGAAACUGGCUGACUCCUCUGGUGGCCGCUACCAUUGUUACACAGCUAGUUGUGAGUGGGAGCAGAAGGAACAAAUCUACACUGGCACAGACAUCAGUCUCUUGUUGAUGGAGAUCAGAGAGGCACAGGAUGUCAUCAACAAGAUCAAAGAGAUGAGACAGGGCAUGAUGGGAAAUGCUAUCAUCAGCAUAAUGAAUGAGAUCACCACUGAGGUGUCUAAGCUGCCUCAGUCCAGGUUUCUGCCCCGACCUCCAGGUCAUGACUUGCCUCUCCGUGUAGAUGUGCCAAACUUUCACCCUCGAACCUCACAGGAAUGGUUGCAUCAGCAUGGUCUGAAAGCUAAGAAACUGGACUUGUAUCAGGUGCUUGCCCCCAAUGCCUAUUCCUACAGAGAGGAGUUUGUGCCUGUGAUCAAGAAAGCUGUCCAGUCACAAGUUCACGAGAAAGCUAUGGUUCAGUUUCCUUGGAAAGAUGGAUCCUUGAAGAAUCUCCACGUGGACAUGACUGCUCUGUUUGAGUACCAGAAACAGCUGAGUGAUGCUGUCAUGCUGUACGAGAAAAGGGUGGACUGGCUUGCUUCAGGCAGCAGAAGAAUCUUUGGCACUGUCACGGAGAAGAAUGUUGUUGUUCUCAUUGACACUUCUGUGAGCAACAUCAACUAUCUGGUCCAUAUCCAACAUUCCAUGAGACUUCUGAUGGAGGAACAGAUAGCCAACAAAGAUUACUUCAACAUCAUUGCUUUUGGAAGCCAAGCAAGACAGUUUAUGCCCACAAUGGUGAGACCCACACCAGAACAUCUUCAAAAAGCCUGGAAGUGGAUUCUGGAGCUUCAAUGUGGUGGCAGCCGAAACUUUCUAAAUGCGUAUAGGAUGGCUGUUGAGAAUGACGAGGAGAUCAAGCAUCACAUCUUUGUGCAAGGAGCGUACCUAUUCACCAGCGGCGUGCCUGACCAGAUGUCGGAGGUUGUGGCGAGCUACAUCGAGGAGGCCAGCACUGGUCGUGGAGUGAGGCUACAUUCCAUCUUGUUCAAUGUGGAUGACUAUGAUGCCAAUGGAGCCAUCCCUGGCCGCUAUGCCAACAUCACUCGCACUGCUGAAUGCCUGCGCAACAUGGCUCAUAUCACAGGUGGAAGGUUCCACUGGUUCAGAGAAACAGGGAAUCAGCAUGAGCUGUUUGGUAAUGCUGGAAUCAUUGAGAAUGAUGACAUACAGUAUGUCAACUCAGAAAUUGAUAAGGCCCUCAACUUCUCCCGCAAGUGUGCAAUGCUUGUGGAAUCUGUCAAGAAAAAAUAUCGAAAUAGAUUCCUUCACCACCCAGAGAUGAGAGCCAUAGAGAGCAGGUCCUCACAGAGACACUUGAACUGCAUCCCAGCCCCUGAGGUGCCCCCACAGUUCUCUGCUCUUCCUCCGCCAGGUGCUCAAGGAGCUGUGCAGCCAAGAUAUGCCAAUUAUGGCAGCUCCAGCAGACAGGUGGAGGAAGGUACAGACAGAUCUCCACACCGGGCCAUUUCCUGGCGACCUUCUAGCGCAUCAAGCACAGGAAGUUCCCAGGAUUCGAAAACAGCGCACAAACCUUUGAGUUUGCGUCAAAGACCAUCAUCCGCUAGAGACCCCAUGCAAAGAUCUCGUAACAUCCGCCGCACAGCAAACCAGGUCUCCACACAGCACUUUUUCUUAGACAAGAAACAUUCAACUGGCUCUGUGAUCAACAAGUUUACUGGCCCCAAGCCUGUCAGAAAACAAGUCCCUCAUCUGAUUAUCCCUGAGCAAGAGGACUCAAUCACAAGCAAAGAGUGGCUACGUGUCUACAGUCUUUCAAAACUCAAACUAGAUCUCAACAGGAUGGUGUCUGGUCCAGACUGCAAACAUGAGGAAAAGAAUGUCAAAAUUUUGCACAAGAACAUCACAGCCAAAGUGUACCCUGACGUUUUCCCGACUGUGAAUGUGAAGGGCACCAUGAAGUACAUGCAGCUCCUGCCUCAUGAACUCAAUGACUACGAGCUGCAGCUGGAGAAGACGCUCAGGCGCUAUCUCAAGAGACUGCAGUGGCUGCUUAGCGGCAGCCGCCGAGUGUUUGGCACAAUGGUGCACAAGAAAGUGUCAAUCCUCAUUGACACCUCUGGAUCUAUGGAGCCCAGGAUGGAAGAACUGAAGAAGGAGUUGGCCUCUCUGGUGUGGGACCAGCUACACAAACAGAGCAUUGAGUUCAACUUCAUCCGUUUCUCUGGAAAUUGUACAGUAUGGAGAGAUGCAAUUCAGUCUCCUACUGAGAGUAAUUGCCAUGAUGCCAUUCGCUGGGUGUCUCAGCUCAUGGCUAGUGGGAACACAUGCACCCUGGAAGCUCUACAGCUGGCAUUCCGGGACCCUGACAUCGACGCUAUUUAUCUGUUGACUGACGGAAAACCAGACACUAGCACCUCCCUGGUGCUGAGGGAAGUCUCUAAGAGGAAUGAGAAGAGGAACAUCAGUGUCAACACUAUCUCUUUUAACUGUACAGACAGCACGGCCAACAACUUCCUGCGUCUCCUGGCAACUGAGACCGGUGGGAGAUACCAUCGUAUCCAUGAUGACUUCGAUGCUCAACUGUUUGUACACAAACUUCUUUCGGAGGGUUUCAAAGACUGUGAGUAUCCCCAUCUGCCGACAUUUGAGGGAGAUGAUCUACGCAAGCUGGGAGCAGAAAUUAGCCAAGCUCGGAAGUUUCUGCAGCAAGCCAGAGUUUACAAAGCUUUGUACCAAGCCAAGGCCACGCCCAGCGUAGAGCGACCGUCUAGUGCAAAAGGAGCGGCACCAUUUGUGGUUGGCAAGCCAAGACCUGCCCCACCCACCAAGAGCUGAAUCUGCAACAAACAUAGACUUUUUAAAAAUAUCAAUUCAAUGUUCUUUACUCCCGUGUACACAUGCUCACUGGAUUUCUUUUGAAUAGCAGCUUCCAACAGUAGGCAUGUCGAGUGUCCAAAGUACUUGGUCCGAGAAUGUGACCUCCCAAAUUUAAAAAUUCUUAUUCACAUUUAUCAGAAAUGAAGAUGUAUAGUUCUUAUACUAAUGUCUCUGUCAAUCAGGUUAUUGAUGGAUAUACAGGGUUGUGUGUUCUUCAAACAGAUCGUGCUUUUUAACUCAUAUAAAAUCCAGUGAAAUAUUUUCAUGCGAUACCCAAGUCACACUCAAUGAAAGUGUGUACAUUAUUCUAUAUUUUGCGUACUAAAACUCUCUCAUCUUUUACUGUCUUUUAUUUUUACACUGACAAGUUGCAAAAUGUUUUGACAUAAAUAUAAUAUAGUUUAUUGUGGGAAAAUGGGCUAAAGAUUUGUUGAGAUGGUCUGAAUUUUUUGUACAGAUAUGCGUUUGAAAAAAGCUUGAUGUUUCAUGUUACCACAAGUGUAAAAAAAACUUUUUAACAUUUCAUCUGUUGUAAAUUAAAUUGUUCAGUGGUAACACUUCCUUGGUAAAUCAUAUUUUUGUACAUGUUACUCAUUUUUUAAAUAGGUCUGGUUACAAGACCUUUUCCUUUCUAUAAAAUGUUUAUGUAGUGACAGUUACGGAACAUUUUACAUUGCUGUAGAAUUAGAAUGGUUUCAUUUCAAUUUAGUGAACAGUAACUGUAAUAAUGGUGAUGGGCUAAAAUAUGUAUGAUUUGUUUGUCAUAAUGAGUGGAGAGUACGAGUAUACUAUCAUUUUUUUAAAAAAAGGAAAAAUAAUAGAACUGAUACAUUUAUACUCAUUGAGAGAAAAAGUUGAAAUUCUUAUUUUUAUCCCCUUUUUGCAUCACAGAAAGGUAUUGAUGUAGGUGCAGCAAGUGUCCAAAAAUUAUUUAAAGAGGAUCUUGUUGUUUUUUAAACAAAGAAAAGUUUUUGAUUUACCGUUGAUGUACAAACUGUUUUGUAUAAAAAUCCUCUUCUUGAAACAAUGCUGUGCGGCGUUGCUGGAUACAAGCCUGCUUUAUAGAAAUUAAGAAUGUAAAGGGAGAGCAGAGAAGCAAAAGUUAUCCACCACAUCACCAUACACAAAUGCUUUAAAGGUUAAAAUAAAUGUUAUGUCUUUAAAAUCGAUUAAAUGUUCCAAACCAGUUGAAAUCCUUUGGGAUUGUAUUGGCAGUUGACCUUGAGACUCGCUCUGCAGAAACUCUGAGAAACGGAGAUCUUGAACUCGGAAUUUUGCUCAAGCAGCCUGUCUAAGCUGUCUUGUUUUUCUUCGACUCUUAGUUGCACAGGUGUUUUAAUCCAGUACAUGAGACUUCCAGUCUUUUGAUCCUACCCAGGGAGAGCAAGAGCUUGGUCCUGUAUACUCUAGAAUCAGUAUGAUGUGAAAAAGGGGAAUGAAAGAGUGUUGAUCAUUCAUUAAGUGUAAUAUUGCUACUUGUUCGUCUCUGUAUAAGUGUAAUACAGAUCUGAAUCACAAGAGCAUCAAAUCAUUGAAGCUCACCUUCAUUAAUGUUUUACACUAUUUAUUUCAGGCUUUACGCAACAAUUUGACUAAAGCAGCUCAUUUUCCUCCCACGUGUACCAUGUAGUAAUUGUAGAGGCUUUGUACAUGUUUUGUUUUCCUCAAUCACCUUCUGUUUGCAUGAGCGCUAUGCUCAGACAAUAUUUGAGUGUUUGACCUGCGUAAGUUUGAGUAAAUGCUCAGACACACUUGAAUAUGUGCUUAGAUGUUUGGAAAAGUAAUUUUGUUGCUUUUAAAUGUGACACUGUGAUAGGUUGUUCUAACAAAAUCUUCAAGAUUAAAAGUUUCAGACUAUA